AGAGUACGAUAAACAACUGUACAAAAAUGGAGAGAGAGAAAAGUUGACCAAUGAUCAUAAGUUGGUAAAUUAGUUGUAAAAAUUAAUUAUCAGCUUAAUUUUAACACCGUAGUCCAUAUACUGCUAAAUACUCCAGACAAGCAAUCUCUUUUCACUAUAUAAUCUAAAAGUCCGUAGACUUUUAUUGCUACUCCAUUUUGUGUCCUCCUCAAUUUCAUCGCCUCUUAGAGCAAAUGACCAAUCCAACUCCUAUAAAAUUCCAGGAAAGACAAGGGUUUUUUCAUUCAUUACAGUAACUCAAAACCGUUGUGUGUUGUACGUGUAAUUGUGUGUAUACAGAGAGAAUUAGAUUGUCUAUUUGCCCCCAUGGCGCUGGAGAGUCCAGUACCCGAAAUCCGACAGAGUCCGGUAAGGUACCCGGAAGUUAAUUUGUCGGGUCUGAAUUUGAAUGAGGAAAUUGAAAGUCCAUUAACGCCGCCGGCGAGAGUCGCCGACGAUAUGAUAUAUGUCGCCGUCGGGAAAGACUUGAAGGAGAGUGAACCUGCUCUGAAGUGGGCUUUGCACAAAUCCGGUGGAAGGAGAAUUUGCAUUCUUCAUGUUCAUACUCCAGCUCAGAAGAUACCCAUGAUGGGUACAAAGUUUAACAUAGAUCAGUUGGAUGUGCAUCAAGUCAGAGCAUACCAUGAGAAGGAAAGGCAAGACAUGCACAAGAUUUUGGAAAAAUACAUUCUGAUUUGUGGACGAGCUGGGGUUCGAGCUGAUAAACUAGUUGCUGAAAUGGAUUCAAUUGAGAAGGGCAUAGUCGAGCUUGUAACGCAGCGUGGUAUAAGGAAGCUUGUUAUGGGAGCUGCGGCAAACAAGUGCUAUUCAAAGAAAAUGACUGACCUUAGGUCGAAGAAAGCCAUCUAUGUGCGGUUACAAGCACCUACAUUCUGUUGCAUCUGGUUUGUAUGCAAAGGGAACCUCAUUUAUUCAAGGAACCUCAUUUAUUCAAGGGAAAGUAAGUCAGAGAAACCUAAUACGGACAGCGUGUCACCGUCAAUUCCAUUAAGUCCAGAAAAUGAUACUGUUCUAAGAUCAAGAUCUGUUACAGAGGGUUACAACGAACAAGUAGAGCUCAGGGGACCUUUCACCGAAUAUCGGAGAGCUGCUUCUGACAAUCACAGGAUAAUCUUCUCUGGACUUUCCUCUGGUGGGACUUUACGGGCUAAUUUUCCAAGCAUGAGUUCAGAUAGAAGUCCCUCAGUGGCUUCACGGUUUUCAUCAAGUUCAUAUGGUGAAAUGGUUGGUGAUUCACCUACAAUUUCCCUUGCAACAACUGAAGGGAAUGAGACUGCAAUUGACUCAUCCGCACUGCACCACUUCAUUCUUGGUCAUCAUCAGCCAUCUUCUCCAAGUAUACAGGUAAAGAGUUUAAAUGAUGAGCCAGCUGGAAGCAUGAAUGAUGAACUAUUGGAUAGACUUGAGCAGUAUGUCGCGGAGGCAGAAGAUGCAAGGCGAGAAGCUUUUGAAGAAUCAAUCAAGCGUAGGAAAGCAGAGAAGGAUGCAGUCGAGGCUAGACGAAGGGCAAAAGCAUCAGAAACAAUCUACGCCGAUGAGUUGAGGCAGAGGAGAGACAUAGAGGAAGCACUUGCAAAAGGCAAGGAAGAAGCUAAUCAAAUGAAAUCAAAGCUAAAUAAAAUGUUGGCAGAUCUGCAGGCAGCUCAAGCACAGGCAUCUUCGCUGGAGCGCCAACUCUUAAAUUCUGACACAACGGUGCAAGAGUUGGAACAGAAAAUGUUCUCUGCUGUCGACCUUUUGCAGAAGUACAGGAAGGAGAGAGAUGAGCUGCAGGUGGAGCGUGAUGAUGCACUCAAUAUAGCUGAGGCGCUGAGGGAACAUCACUCAAACGGGUCCUCGACUACAUCUGCAUCUGUAUUAUUUGCUGAAUUUUAUUUUCAUGAAAUCGAAGAAGCAACUCGGCGUUUUGACCCAGCCUUGAAAAUUGGAGAAGGCGGUUAUGGAAGCAUUUACCGAGGCCUCCUUCGCCACACUCAUGUAGCAAUAAAGAUGCUGCACCCUCAUAGCUCGCAAGGGCCCUCAGAGUUCCAACAGGAGGUCAAUAUUUUAAGCAAGUUGAGGCAUCCAAAUAUUGUCACUCUUAUAGGAGCGUGUCCAGAAGCAUGGGCUCUUGUAUACGAGUAUCUUCCCAACGGAAGCCUGGAAGAUCGUCUUACCUGCAAGGAUAACACGCCUCCACUGUCGUGGCAAACUAGAAUUCGUGUUGCAUCAGAGCUUUGCUCUGCUCUCAUCUUCCUCCAUUCCUGCACCACUCGGGGCAUAAUUCAUGGAGAUCUAAAACCAGCAAAUAUCUUGCUCGAUGCAAACUUUGUGAGCAAGCUUAGUGACUUUGGAAUUUGUCGAGUUCUCUCAGAAGACGAAGGUUCGGAAAAAAGUACAUCACUUUGUUACAGAACUGACCCAAAAGGCACAUUUGCAUAUUUGGACCCUGAAUUCCUCGAUACAGGAGAGCUUACUCCAAAGUCUGAUGUCUAUUCAUUUGGGAUUAUAUUACUUAGGCUGUUGACUGGGAGGCCUGCAUUGGGAAUAAAAAAUGAAGUCCAAUAUGCAUUGGAUAAAGGAAACUUGAAAGAUCUGCUGGAUCCAACUGCUGGAGACUGGCCGUUUGUGCAAGCCAAGCAGUUGGCUCACUUAGCUAUGAAUUGUUGUGAGAAGAACAGGAGGCUCCGCCCUGAACUUUCUUCAGAGGUGUGGAAGGUGCUUGAACCAAUGAGAGCUUCAUGUGGGGCAUCAUCUUUUAGGAUGGGUUCUGAAGAGCGUUGUGAAAUUCCAUCCUAUUUUAUUUGUCCAAUAUUUCAGGAAACUAUGCAAGAUCCAGUAGUAGCAGCGGAUGGCUUCACAUACGAAGCAGAAGCGUUAAGAGGAUGGUUGGACUGCGGACAUGACACCUCGCCCAUGACAAACCUUCCACUGUCGAAUACGAAUCUUGUUCCCAACCAUGCUCUCCGUUCUGCAAUUCAGGAGUGGCUGCAACAGCAUUGACAAAAGUGUUCAAGCUUUGUGAAAUUGUCUAUAGAAGUCAUUACACCUCCUCUUUAAUAUGUUUUUCAUGGAUGCUAAGCUCUAGUUUUACUGUAUAGCAGCACUACAAAAAUAUACUUCUAUACAGGUUUUGUGUACAUAGUGGCUUAAACUGGAAGUUAAAAGUCUGAGUAUAGACUGAAUGGUUUUAUAAACAUAUAUGAAAUGGAACAGAUCGACUUGUUUCCAUACUGAAUUUGCAACUCA
Nicotiana attenuata is the source of this 3288-nucleotide messenger RNA. RefSeq names its product U-box domain-containing protein 33-like. Gene Ontology annotation, molecular function: ATP binding; protein kinase activity; ubiquitin-protein transferase activity. The transcript has 9 exons. The record is from RefSeq and is a predicted model, not a curated record. Lineage: Eukaryota; Viridiplantae; Streptophyta; Magnoliopsida; Solanales; Solanaceae. The coding region runs from base 367 to 3042 and encodes 891 amino acids. Gene Ontology annotation, biological process: protein phosphorylation; protein ubiquitination.